AACCUUAAAAUCCUACAAUACUGUGCGAUGCUAUGUGCGUGUACGGCACAUGUUAGCGAUGUACAGUGCUUUAAUCCUACUGUAGGUAUACAAGAGCGACUUCUAACGGAAUUCACUGUAAGUUUCAAGAAGUAGUCAGUAGUAGUGUAUAGUAUACCUAUAUAGCGAGUGAAGAGAACGCGAUGCGGCAUAAGUAUGAUGCAUCACAGCAUCCUGCAUCACUGAAUGGAUGCAUUUUUGUGAGUUCUAACCUUCGCUAUAAUUUCAAAACAAUAAAACGAAUUUGGCGAUAGGACGGGCUAGUGCAAUAAAAAGACAGAAAAACUAUGUCCAGCUUUGGAAAUAAAUAAAAAAUUCUAUAUUUUUGACUUAAAAUUAGAAAUCAAUUGAACAAACAUUGGCAAAACAUUGAAUAAAUAAUGCCCUGAGAAAAGGAGUUGAUGAAAGUUUAACGAAUUUGUUUUAAUAGAGAGUAUAAUAUCCAGGAAACAAAAAAAAAUAAUUUGAACACACACACAUAUAUACUAUAUAAGUAUAUCUUUUUGAUUUACAAAUAAAUAAUUAAGUAUUAAAACUAUGGCAGAGGCAACAAAUAGUGAUAAUGAGGAGAAUGAAGUAAUGGCUGAUUGCAGUUAUAACAAAGAACCAACAAUGCAAAAUGCUAAGAAGAAAGUGCUUGUUGAAACAGAAAUCGAAUCUAGUUUACAACCGUCACUAAUGUUCUCUCUACAAUCAAGGUUUAAGCAGCAUCCUGUUCUUGAUAAUCAUAGAAUCAUGUCAUCAGAAAAUGAAUCUUCAAAGUCUUCUACUAGUUUAUUAGCUUCUCGAAAUACUAUUACUUAUCAAGGCAUUCAGCAAAAACGCCAGUAUAGUGAAGCUCUUGCUGCAAAAAAGGACCAAUCACAAACCAAGAUUCAAGUACUCGAUGAAAUUUCAUUUGAAUACGAUUCAGCUUUCAAGAAACCUCACUUUAUGAAACAUAGUGUAUUUGAAGAUGAUAUAGCUGUUUUUAAAGAUGAAUCUUCACCCAUGGUACUUUCAACAGCAGCUAGUAGUCUAAGUUCAUUGACCAUUGAUGAUGAUGAAUGUGGUGAAAACAUAUCACCAAAUAAGGCUGGAUUGAUGAAGAAAAAUUGCAACCCAAUAAAUGUGUUACAUGUGCAAAAGUCACGCCUUCAAGAAAGCUGGCAUCAGAAAUUAGUUGAAAAUGCAAACAUGUCAUCACAAAAUUCUUCAAGUAACCAAGCAACACAACUCUACAACAACCAGCAAAGACUUCCAGUUUAUUCUGACAAAAACCAAAUAGUUAAUGAACAGUUGAUCAAGUCCAGUAAUACAGAAUCUUAUGAUGAGCAGCAGUCUUAUUGGAAAUCACAGAAAUACACAAGAUAUCCAGAACAAUUUUCAAAUGAUAUAAACAAUUCUAAUUUGAAUUUAUCAUCGAAUGAAUACUACAAGGAUAAGCAAAGAUCUCGUAUUGUUGAUGAAAACUGUAGAGAACGAACUUCAUUUACAACAAACGCUAUAUCGCAGAGUCAACAGAUGACUCAUUUGAAUAACUGUAAUAAACAAGAUGAUGGAUUAACAGACGAUGAAGAAUAUUUUGAAGAUCAAAAAGAUCCUCGUCAACUACUUAAAGAAGUAUUUCACAACACUGAUGAUACUGAACUUAAUUCCUAUGAAGAGGAAUUACUUGAUCAAUGCAUACGAAAAGGAAUAGCAAAAGUAACAAGACGUGAUAUAAAUGAGUUAAAACCAUUUUGCUGGGAUUUAGACCGUAUCUGUCUAACCACCCGUGCAAUGCUCAAGCCUGUUCCAGAUGAAGAACUUAAGGAAAAAAAAGAGGAACGUAUGAAACGACGUCUUUCGUACAAAGGAUUAACAAAAUUUUUAACUCAUUCUCGAGUCAAAUGAAUUUAUUUUAAUAUUUGACUGUCCAGUUCCUGUAUAUGUAUAAUUUUAAAACGCCGUAUGUGCCUUUUCUAUAUAAUCUAAGAGUGGUAUGAAAUAUAUCAUCAUAAUGUGUUGAUUAUUGUUUAUAUACGUUAUCUGCAGCGUAUGCAAACGGAUUUUAAGUAUGUAUUACAGUAUAACACAAGACUAUUAUGUUAAUUUUUUAUCUUUUUGUAUAAACAACGUAUAAUUGUGUGAAUUCAGAAAAUACAACUCGUUUAUAUAAACAA
Nasonia vitripennis (jewel wasp) is the source of this 2183-nucleotide messenger RNA. RefSeq lists its product as uncharacterized. Lineage: Eukaryota; Metazoa; Arthropoda; Insecta; Hymenoptera; Pteromalidae. The transcript is spliced from 2 exons. The record is from RefSeq and is a predicted model, not a curated record. The coding region runs from base 577 to 1914 and encodes 445 amino acids.